Molecule: messenger RNA, 2521 nt
Organism: Syngnathus acus (greater pipefish)
Lineage: Eukaryota; Metazoa; Chordata; Actinopteri; Syngnathiformes; Syngnathidae
Product: twist-related protein 2-like
Exons: 2
Coding region: 1050-1622 (190 amino acids)
Biological process (GO): developmental process; regulation of transcription by RNA polymerase II
Molecular function (GO): DNA-binding transcription factor activity, RNA polymerase II-specific; RNA polymerase II transcription regulatory region sequence-specific DNA binding; protein dimerization activity
Source: RefSeq, a predicted model, not a curated record
CCAUCCAUCCAUCCAUCCAUCCAUCCAUCCAUCCAUCCAUCCAUCCAUCCAUCCUAUCACAGCUGAUGCAAACCAGAGGCGAGAAUCGAACCCAGGGUCAUUUGACUGCAAAUGCUCCACUGUGCUGUCAUUACAUGUUGUCAUGGAGUGAAGCAGCCCACUGUCUCCAGAUACACAUUGUUUUGGGUUGCCAAAUGGAGGAAAAGAAACAUGUGUUGACUUGAGCCCGAGGACAUGGAUAGCACAAUUAGGUGCUCUCUCACCUCUGCAGUCUCAGGUCAUUGGGCCACGGCGGGGUCAAAGGUUGUUCUGUCACUGAGCAGCACAGCUGAGGCGUUGGGUCAUCAGUGAAACAAGUAUUGGUCAGGUGCUGGAGGUUUUAUGGGAGUCAGGAUUGUUUUCAACAAUUUAACAAAUUGAUUGGCAAAGUCUGAAAAACAUCCGAGUUAAAGUCGGAAAAAUCUUGACUUCUUGAGAUUCUAACUUGAAGCUUUUGCGUCGUGCUUUUUUCAACUGUUUCUUUUUUUCAAAUUCUCAAGAAUGCGAUUUCCUCUCAAUGUUGCCUUUGAUGUUUUCCCUCCAGUUGACUUUUUUUGUGGUAGUGAAUGAAACGAGAGUGUGCAUGUGGACCCAAUCUGGAAACCAUAAAGCCUCCGUCAUCGCUGCAACAUGAAGUCGGGGACUUGUGAUUGGCCGAGAGGACCACUUACCCCCGUCUUCUCAUCGCCCGCCCAGCCGACGCGCACUUCCUGCUCCCCUGCCCUGACCACGUCCCCUGCAAGUGUGCGCAACCAAUGAAACAUGCCCACAGGGCCCAAGUCAGCGUUUGGUUAUAAAAAGGGCGACGGUGGGGUGGCCUGUCAGAUGGUUUGUUGUUAUUCCGUCUGCCAGGUUGUGACGGGAAAGCGAAAGUUGAACGAGCGGGAAUUCGAGAACGGCCACCGAUGGACAUAAAGUUGUAGGACAAGAAUUUUUUUUUUUUUUUUACAGGUAUUUGAAAGGCAAAAGAGAGAAGACAGAACCUUUUGAAGGUUUUUGGAAGGUGGAAGAUGAGAGAAGAGGUGUCCUGCACUAACUCCCCCGAAGGAGGUCUAGGGGCCAGCGAAGAAGAACUGGAAAGAGGCUCCAAGAAGAGCCAGCAGUCGGGUCACCGAAAACGAUCCCCUCAUCCCAAGAAAGACAAUCUGGCUCAGACGGAGGACAGCGUCGCCGGCAGUCCCACCGGCCUCCUGCCGUCCGGGCCCAAGAGGGUGAAGAAGAGUCCCUCGACCGUGGUGAGCCUGGCCCCUGCCUCGCUAGGCCCGCGGCCCGACCAGCCCUUCGAGGACCUCCACUCCCAGCGGGUGAUCGCCAACGUGCGGGAGCGCCAGCGCACCCAGUCCCUCAACGACGCCUUCGCCUCGCUACGCAAGAUCAUUCCGACGCUCCCUUCGGACAAGCUGAGCAAGAUCCAAAUCCUGAAACUGGCGUCGCGCUACAUCGACUUCUUGUACCAGGUGCUGCAGAGCGACGAGAUGGACGCUAAACUGGCCAGCUGCAACUACCUGGCCCACGAGAGGCUGAGCUACGCAUUCUCCGUCUGGAGGAUGGAGGGCGCCUGGGCCAUGUCCGCCAGCCACUAGGACCCCCUCACUCACGUUUCCCUCUCUCUCUCUCUCUCUCUCUCUCUCUCUCUCUCUCUCUCUCUCUCUCUCUCUCUCUCUCUCUCUCUCUCAAUCUCUUAUUCUACAUUUCUUAUUUAAAUCUUAUUGUCUAAUGUCUCACGUCGUCCAUCAAUCUGCACCCCUUCCAAAUUCACUUCCACUGUUCCCCUCUUAUCUGUCCCACACUUAUGGCUGUUGCUGGAAGACGCUCCACUGCUAACCCUCAGAAAGCCAACAAGUGGAAAAUUCCGGCGGACAACAAAAAAACCCGUCAUCCAGACUUUCUUUGGCGGAACUUUUCCCCUCUCCCUUGGACCCUUGCUUGCCUCCAACUUGACUCCGAACUGAGUGAGGAGACGUGACAAUCCAGAAGUGGACUCUUCCAAAUGAUGCUUUCAUCAACAACCAGCUGGCCUGCAGUGACAAUGAAACAAGACGGGCGCCCACAAGCGCUUCUGAUGGGAAUGUUUACAGCUAAAAUGCUAAUAAGCUAAUCACUCCAGCUCCGGCUCUCAAAGGCCCCACUCGUGGGAAGACGGAGCGCAUGAGGAAUCAAAUCUGAUUUGGUUCUGCAGUGGUUGGACACCUUUCCGCAUCUGAUUCUCUUUUGUAAAUAGAAUGAACUGCUUCCAACAUCCACACAUGCAGAAGCAUUUCUUCUUCUGUAGAGUUUGUGCUGUGUCAUACUGUCAUGCAAGAAUAUACGAUUGAUGUAUUUCUGGCAUUUCAUGAGGCAAAUGUGUUUUGAAAUGUUGAUUAGGAAUGCUACAUCAUUUAGAGGUGCAGAAGUUGCUCUUCAAUUUGUAUAGUUUUGCAUCCGCUUGUGAUCUUUGUUGUGUCAGCUCCUGUGGCCAAUAAAACUUUUUUUUUUGUAGUGA